Molecule: messenger RNA, 1632 nt
Organism: Fragaria vesca subsp. vesca
Lineage: Eukaryota; Viridiplantae; Streptophyta; Magnoliopsida; Rosales; Rosaceae
Product: homeobox-leucine zipper protein HAT5-like
Exons: 4
Coding region: 502-1434 (310 amino acids)
Biological process (GO): positive regulation of DNA-templated transcription
Cellular component (GO): nucleus
Molecular function (GO): sequence-specific DNA binding; DNA-binding transcription factor activity, RNA polymerase II-specific
Source: RefSeq, a predicted model, not a curated record
AAAAAACCUUGAAACAACACUCGUUUUUUCCGACUCUCUUUCUCGCUCGCCGGAUAUAUAAGCUCCAGUGAACUUCAUAUAUCCAGAUUUCCCCCUGUCUCUCAUGGAGGUUUGGUGCGUGAGGUUCGAACAAGUACAAGCCUAGUACUCAAAGAAACCAUCUUCUAAACUCAAUUUUCAGUAUAUAUACAUCCGGCGAACUUGACGUUGCUUUCACCGGAGCUGAAAAGAUCGGUGGUGGUAUGAUGGGAUUUUGUAUCUGUCCGUUGGAGAGUCCGGCGAGGUUACUUUGGAGCACCAGUUUCUUCCGCCACAAGAUUAUGAUCUUCUAAUAGAUUUCACUUACACCCAAAAUAUUACGUAUUGUGUAAGAAACGGUAGAAACCUCCCGUCCCCUAGCACUUUUCAACCAGUACCGACGGCGAGUGACUUCACGCGCCCGCCGGCCCAGCAGAAUUUUUCAAGAGGAGAUCAAGGUAAGUAGAAGAGUCCUUUGUGAAGAUGAUGGAGCCGGGCCGUCUUUUCUUUGAUCCUCAGCAAGGUGGCGGUGGCAACAUGUUGUUCCUUGGGAGUGGUGAUCAAGUUUUCCGAGGGUCGAGAUCGAUGAUGGGGAUGGAGGAAACUUCGAGGAGGCGAUCGUUUUUCAGCACGCAAGAUGAAUUGUACGAGGAGGAAUAUUACGACGAGCAGAUGCCGGAGAAGAAGCGCCGCCUCACUACCGAGCAGGUGCAUCUGCUGGAGAAGAGCUUUGAGACAGAGAACAAACUGGAGCCGGAUCGGAAGACGCAGCUGGCCAAGAAGCUAGGGCUGCAGCCAAGGCAGGUGGCUGUGUGGUUCCAGAACCGUAGGGCUCGAUGGAAGACAAAGCAGCUCGAGCGCGAUUAUGAUGUUCUAAAAGCGUCUUAUGACUCCCUUUUGGCCAACUAUGAUUCUAUCCUCAAGGAGAAUCAGAAGCUCAAAUCUGAGGUGGUCACCAUAACUGAGAAACUUGAAGCUAAAGAUCAGGAGGCUAAAGGAGCAGCAUUUGCAGGUGAUCAUGAUCAUGAUGAGAAGUGUGACCCUGUUCAUCUUCUUCCAAGUGAGAAAGAGAUGAUCACGGAUGUUAAUGUUCCAAUGAGUCUCCAGCUUAGUGUCAAGGUUGAGGAUCGCCUGAGCUCCGGGAGCGGUGGAAGUGCCGUGGUGGACGAGGAAAGCCCUCAGCUCGUGGACAGCGGUGACUCUUAUUUCCCAAGUAGCUGUGACGUUCACAAUUAUGAUCAUCCUCAUCUUCCUCAUGAUGAUCAUCACUGCAUGGGGCUAGUAGUUGGAGUCCACUCGGAGGAGGAUGAUGGCAGCGAUGACGGCCGGAAUUACUUCUCCGAAGUGUUUGCCGCCGCUGCAGUGCAGCAGCAGCCGGAGGAUGGAGUGUCUAUGGGCUGGUGGGUGUGGUCCUAGAAUGUUACCAUCUCUAUUUCAGAGAAUGAAGUUGCUAUUUUACUUCCCUAAUGUACCUAUAUAUAGUUGCUUAAUCCAAGCAGUUAAGCUGAUUGUUCAGCAAUUACGAACACAAAUGUAAAGGGCAUGCAGCUUUGUCAGUGCCUCAGACACUAAAAUAAAUCUGAGCGCUAAAUAAAAAUCAAUGUAUUUUGUUCA